Messenger RNA from Pocillopora damicornis (cauliflower coral), 1607 nucleotides. RefSeq lists its product as uncharacterized. The record is from RefSeq and is a predicted model, not a curated record. Gene Ontology annotation, biological process: G protein-coupled receptor signaling pathway; cell surface receptor signaling pathway. Gene Ontology annotation, cellular component: plasma membrane. NCBI's taxonomy places the organism in Eukaryota, Metazoa, Cnidaria, Anthozoa, Scleractinia, Pocilloporidae. Gene Ontology annotation, molecular function: protein binding; G protein-coupled receptor activity.
UGAAAAUAACCCAUUCUGUUGUGACAGAGCAAUUAGCAAUCAUACGUCAUCUAGUAUUUAACUACUCCUUUCUUACUUUGCCUUGGUUGGUUUCGAAACCCGGGCCAAACUCUUAACCAAUCAGAAUCACCAUUAAAACCAAUCGUAACAAAUCACUCGCGUUUUCCCGCGCUCCAAACAGCUUGAAUUCUCAUUGUCUCCCCGUAAUAUUUUCCUCUCCCCUUUUGGCUGUUAGUAUCUAGUUUUUAUUUUACGAUACCCAUGGAAAUUCUCUCACGGUUUUGAGAACAUUAAUUAUAAAGAAUGGACUCAUUCCUUAUUCAUUCCAUGUUUUCAUGGCAUCUGUUCUCGCAUACUUCUGUAUAUCCUAUAGUGUAACUAUAUCCCAUAGUCAUCUAUACGUUGGAGAAAGCAACGUGGACGCAGUUGUUUCUGGUGUAACUAUCCCUUGGAUGCGACCGGUUUUUAAUCUGAGGAUUGAUCCAAACCAGCUGUCCUCAGGAAGUGAUACUGUCAGCUCCCUUUCACUUCCUCCGGGAAACAUCACUGGCGAGAUGAAUUUCAGUCGCGUCCUUGUUCCUCUUCAACGUUUCAACUGUACUUGGAUUGAAUAUGAUGUAAAUGGCACGUUAAAAAUCACAGCCAGGGAAGUUAGAGAUGAGGAAAAAGAGAGGAAAGCUAUGGCUAAAACUCACCUGGAUCUCGUUCUCAGCAGCAUUUCUACAGUGGCUGUUAUAAUUUGCUUAAUACUGCUUUCCUGCCUAAGGAUAAGAAACUCCGAGAGAAUAUUUGUUCAUAAAAACCUUUUAAUAUCCAUAUGCCUGGUUUACAUACUGAUGAUCUUGGACUCGUAUAUUUUUACAAACAGGAAGCAGACACCGAAAUUAUGUUCAGCUAUGGCUGUCCUCCAACAUAUAACACACACCGCUAUUUUCACCUGGAUGUUGGUUGAAGGAAUUCAUCUUUACAUCAAGCUGGUGAAAGUUUUUUCAGUCCACAAGCUCUACAUCACAUACAUUGUCAUCGGGUGGGGUCUACCAGUUGUUGUUGUGGGUCUAAUAGCAGCCAUCAGACCUGUGACAUAUGAUAUGAGCAAGACAUACUACAAGGACGUCACGUGUGGAUCACUGAAACUUUCAGCGGAGAUUAUACGUGACAGGUGCUGGCUUAAUGACGGUGAAUGGCUGUAUAAAGGACCAAUCUUGGCAAUUCUCGUGGUCAAUCUUGUGAUAUUUGUAAUUCUGCUGAGAGUGAUCUUCACCAAGAUAUCGAAAAAAUAUCAGACUGAUAAUGUAGAGAAGACCAGAAAAGGAUUGAGGAGCAUCGCAGCUCUACUUCCCCUGUUGGGUGUCAUGUGGCUGCUGGGGUUUUUCAUCCACUGGAGUGAAGUCCUUGCGUAUUUGUUCAUCAUACUCAACUCGACCCAGGGUUUGGUGUUUUGUAUCUUCCAUGGCUUCUUGGAUGACCAGGUGAGAGAGAGUUUGCUCAGAUCCAUUAGAAGGACACGAUUAGGAAUGAUGACCCAAAUUGGGAGAUCAUCUAUUGUAUCAACAACUACUCAGUUGUCACCUGGAGGUAUUAGUUCUUAUUAGCUCAUUCUUGCUUUA